GGUCGUUCAGAAUGUCCGACUAAUGAUUGGCUCUCUGCAACCACGUGCUACCCAUUUUGGAAUCUGAUUAGUGGAGACGCCUAAUGGUCGACUUGCCCACAUGUACGUCGACUCUGGACCUGGUUAGGUCUUUCCCGUACUUCCUUGUGAAUCUGUGCGUUUUAUUAAACUGAAUUUUUACUUCCUAACUUGACAAAAAAGCUCACCGCGGCGCGGUUUGGACUUUUCGGACGGCUGCAUCGUCUGCAUUUUUCUGCUCCAUCCAAUUCGAGUUGAAUCGAGGCGCCCGCUGGCCCGCGGUCGCGCCGGGAAAGGAACCGGCGCCUGUGGGCAGAAAAAGCAGUCGCCAGCUCGUCGUUUGAAGGAUGACGACGACGCCGAACGCACCCGCGGACCUUCCGGCAUCAGAAUUGACGGAAAGUGCGACAUCGUCGUCUUUGGGCGGGAUUGAGGCGCCACUGAUCUCCUCUCCAGAGCCUCUGCCUCGCCCUCCUCCGCCGCCGCCUCCGCCACCCCCUCCUCUCCCCCGUCUCCCCCCCCAGCCGUCGUCGUUCCAGCGCCGCUCCAUGAAAAAGUUCUACUGGGAUGCCAUCCCCAGCCAGCGCGUCCUGGGCCGGGUUAACGUGUGGACCUCGGAGUUGCCCCCCCGCGAACUGGUGCUGGACACGCUCAGCAUGGACGAGCUCUUCGGCCGUGUGGACCACCGUCCGGCCGGCGUCGGGAGGCGGAGGGCCCGUGGCACGUGCGAGGUCGGCCCGCACGAGCCUCAGGUGGGCGUCCUGGACUCCAGAAAGAGCAUGAACAUCGGCAUCCUUCUCAAAUGUUUUAAAAGGCCGGCGGCGGAAAUGGUGGACGACAUUGUCCGGGGCGACUGGCGCGGCUUCGGCGACGGGAAACUGUCGGAGCUCUGCAAGCUGCUGCCCGACCAAAGCGAGGUGGAGCGGCUGCUGUCGUACGACGGAAACCCGUUGCUCUUGCCGGAAGCCGAUCGCUUCAUGGUGCAGCUGGUCAAAGUGCCGCACUACGAGGAGCUGCUGAAGGUGAUGGUCCUGCGCCAGGAGUUCUCGCCGCUCCUGGACGACGUCAACAGGUCGCUGAACAUCAUGAUCAAGGCGGCGAACGAGCUGCUGGACUGCGACGACCUUCACUCCGUCAUCCGCCUGGUGUUGAAAGCCGGGAAUUACAUGAACGCUCAGGGCGGCCACAGCGCCGACGCCAUCGGCUUCAGGAUGGCCUCGCUGCUCAAGAUGGCCGACACCAAGGCCAACAAGCCUGGCAUGAACCUCAUGCACUACGUCGCCAAGCAGCAAGCGGAUGACAUCGACGCCGACCUGCUGACUUUUCCCGGCUACCUGGAGCACAUCGGAGCGGCUGCCAGAAUCUGCAAAGAGGAUGUGGUGGCUGACUUGGAGCGACAGGUGGAGAAGCUCAACCAGGUCAAAUUGCACGCCGCCGCACAUUCUGACCUCCGCCAGCAGAUGGAGCCCUUUCUUGAGGCAUGCGAAGCUCAGCUCUGCGACGCCAACUCGUUGCUGCGUGAGCUGGAGGUGCUGAGCUGCGCCGUGGCGGAAUUUUUCUGCGAGGACCCGAGAAACUUCGAGCUGGCCGGCUGCUGCUCCAUCUUCCACUCCUUCUGCCGACGCUUUGAGACCGCCGUCCAGGAGAAUCGUAAGCGCGAGGCGGCCGAGCAGCGUCUGAAGCGCAAGGAGAGCUUCCGGCAGACCGCGAAACGCGGACCCGCGACUCCUGUCCCAGAAUCGGGCCUGGAGUCCGCUUUGCACAGGCUCCUGUCCGCCGCCCCCGAGGGACCCUCCGCCGGCAGAUCCCGGAAGAACACGCAACCGCUGACCCCGGGGCCUCCGGUGGAGAGUCCCGAAAAGAAGCAAGCCAAACGCGAGGAGGUCCGGGAAGGCCCGUCCACGCCGUGCACCCCCCGGCCCAGAACCCGAGACGUUUUCUCCGACUACAACGGCGACGGGGGCUCGCCGUGGACCGUCCUGAGCCCGCUGACGUGCUCCCGGCGGCGGCGCCCUCAGCGAGGCGGCGCGUCCGACGCCAACGACCCAGACGACGGCGUGUGGGAAAGCGCGUUCCGAGGUCCUCGGGGGCGCUCGGCGUCCGUGGACUCCACGCGCCAGACGCCGCUGCCCGCCACGGCCGCCGCCUCCCGGCUGAGGACUUUGUUCCAGAGGGCGGCCCCCCAGCGCUCGUACUCCUCCGGCUCCGGGACGGACACUGUCAGGAAUCCGGCCGCCUCCUUCCACUUCAUUUCCUUCUUCCGACGCUUCGGAGGCAAAAAGGAGGCGCGGCAGCCCGACGUGAGACCGACGGACCUCGAACAAGAUUGAAUCCUGACAUUUUGUUUGUUCAUUUUUUUUUUUUUUUUGCCCCCCCCCCACCCCCCCCAUUUAAAAGAGGGGAAAAAAAAAAAACAAGACAACUGGGAACUUGUCUUGGAUCAUUUUGAAUUUUGGGAGUCAGUGAGCACUUAAAAAUC
This is a messenger RNA of Syngnathoides biaculeatus (alligator pipefish), 2497 nucleotides long. RefSeq names its product FH2 domain-containing protein 1-like. Lineage: Eukaryota; Metazoa; Chordata; Actinopteri; Syngnathiformes; Syngnathidae. The record is from RefSeq and is a predicted model, not a curated record. The transcript has 13 exons. The coding region runs from base 366 to 2348 and encodes 660 amino acids.